AUGAUGGCUCGUAAGACUUUGUCAUCUUGGUUCAUCGACACAGCUUCCCUGGUCACCAAGAACACCUUCCUGGGCUGCAGGUCGCCGUGGCUGGAUCCCGUCGUCCUGCCACGGAGGCCCAGAUCCGACCCCGCCACCUCUACCUCGGUGGAUGCCUCGUCGUCCACCCUGGCCGAGCUCAGCGGCGCCAGCGAGCACGCGGGAGUGGCCUCGGAGGGCGGCGCCGGCAGCGCAGCGGCGGGAGAUGGCGCCUUCCGCGGGAGGACGAGGGCACACCGCCGCCGCCAGCAGCGCAGGCAGGUCAGGGGCAGGGGCACGGCAGCCAGCCCCUCGCAGAAGGAGGCAGCCUCCCUCUCCUCCACGCCGCGCGGCGCGCCUCCCCUGCGCUGCCUGGUGCGCCUCCGGCGCGGCGGCGGCGGCGCCCAGUCCGCCUGGCCCGGCGCCGAGGGCCUGCCGGGGGCGCAGCAGGCGGGCCGCCCGAGCGGGCCCGCGGGGCUCGGCUCGCCGAAGGGAUCGGGCCCCGGCGGCGGCACCGCGUCCACGAAGGUCUCGCUGUGA
Messenger RNA from Prorocentrum cordatum, 558 nucleotides. Lineage: Eukaryota; Dinophyceae; Prorocentrales; Prorocentraceae. The record is from the annotation of a GenBank genome assembly.